CGAGCAGCGACAGUAUCUCUUACAGAGGAGCAGAUUGCUGUAUUAUUCACUGGGUGUGAAUGUGAACUCCUCGGGCCUCGGUUGAUGAUCAGACAGCAGUUGAACUGAAUAGACGCGUCGGUGUUUUCCGGUGAUGAAUUGAGAAGAAAAGCUGAACUCUUGACCAGCUACCCUGCCCAGCGCGGUGCAUGUAUGCAGCUGUAUCGAGCUACGCCACAAUAACUACUCCAGGACGCUAUCAUGGAAAAAUACACGACACUUUCCUGCAAGCUGUGGAGAUGUCACAGGAUAGUUUGAAUGGACGUUGUUAAUUAUAUAGCUGAUGCAUUUAUGUAAUGUUUUACAUGCAGAUGUUUUAUUUUGCAUAGAAGGAAAGCGCAUAAUAGCUUCGGUUAUGUCCAGAUGACAAGCUGCAUCUGGUCUGACGGUGAUGCAACAGCAUUUAUUACAUGCACAGAGUUUUAAUAAGCUGUUCAAGCGCUGCUGGAUCUUAAACUGUUGCAUUGAGAGCUGACAGAAGGAUAGGGUCUCUUUGUCGUCGAUCACUGAGAAUCUAGGAAGAGGGGGAACGACAAUUUGGGUGUCCUGGCACAAACGACAAUCCAGAGACAACAAUGGCAAAUGACUCCAUCCAAAGUGAUCCCGGUGGGUUGUCAGUACUAGAGCAGCUAGGCUUGGACCACAGCUCCGAUUUCUCUGACUCAAGUGUUCAGCAGCGGCUGGAUGAACAGCGAGAGCGAAUCCGUAGGGAAAUCCGGAAGGAGCUGAAGAUCAAAGUGGGAGCAGAGAAUCUCCGCAGAGCCACUACCGAUAAACGAAAUGCUCAGCAGGUGGAGAGUCAGUUGAGGAGCUCUAAUCGACGUCUGGACUCGCUCCACGCUGAGCUACAAGAGCUGGACGCUCAUAUCGUCGUCAAAGGGACGGAUGAUUCACGUGAUGAUGCUCCUCAGUCUCCGGGAGCAGAGAGCAGGUCUUCGGCGCACAAGGAGAGAAUCGCUGCCCUGGAAAGGCAGUUAAACAUCGAACUCAAAGUCAAACAGGGGGCCGAAAAUAUGAUCCCCAUCUAUGCCAACGGCUCCGCUAAGGAUAAGAAGAUGUUGCAGACAGCUCAGCAGAUGCUACAGGACAGCAAGACAAAGAUUGACAUCAUUCGCAUGCAGAUCCGGAAAGCAGUGCAGGCCUACGAACACAAAGAUGAUAUACAGGGAAAGCCUGACCCAUGUGGUAUGGAGCUACGGAUUGAGGAGCUCAGACACCAUUACCGUGUAGAGCACGCCGUCGCUGAGGGAGCAAAAAAUGUCCUUAGACUUCUUGGAGCCAGUAAAGUACAGGACAAAAAGGCCAUGUCAGAGGCUCAGUGUCGUCUGAGCGAGUCGUCUCAGAGGUUGGAUCUGCUGAGAGAUUCACUAGAUCGGCGGUUAGCAGAACUUCCUGAGGAUCAUCCCAAAGCAUCUGUUAUCAAAGAGGAGCUGGUGUUAGCCUCAUCACCAGCGUUCAGCUCUCGACACGGCGCCCCCUACGUGCACAACCAGUACAGCACACUCUCCAAACCCUCUCCCCUCACUGGCACUCUUCAGGUCACACUGCUGGGCUGUAUGGGUGUGCUAGAGGUGGUUCCCGGACGUUCCCGCGGCAGUCAGUUAGUAUUGCCAUGUUACAGUCCGGGAGAAGGACGGUCCUUUAUGCGGAGUGGAAAAGGCCUGUACAGUCGCAGUGGCAGUGUUAGCGGAAAAACACCCCCCAAAACAGACGAGCUCUCCUCGGAGGUGAGCGCAGUACUGAAGCUGGAUAACACAGUCGUGGGUCAAACGGCAUGGAAGAUGGUUGGAGAACAGGGCUGGGAUCAGACCUUCACCAUAGAGCUGGAGCGAUCCAGAGAGAUGGAGAUCGCAGUGUACUGGAGAGAUUACCGAUCUCUGUGUGCACUGAAAUUUCUCAAGUUGGAGGAUUUCCUGGACAACCAGAAACACAGAGUACAACUAGAGCUAGAGCCACAAGGGCUGCUGUUGGCAGAGGUUACCUUCUUUAACCCCGUGAUCGAGAGGGUUCCACGGCUAAAACGGCAGAAGAACGUUUUCUCCAAACAACAGGGAAAAGCGUUCUUGCGAGCUCGGCAGAUGAACGUUGAUAUCAGCACAUGGGUGAGGUUACUGAGGAAUGCCAUACCAACCGUCAACAACACAGGAACCUACAGCCCUCACGCACACACAGUACAGACAGGGGAGAUAUCGGUGGAGAAGUUGAGUUUAGACUAUGACUCACCGAUGAAGGUGGACAUUCGUCGAGAUGUGCCGGAUACAAGCGCUCCAGAACGGCAGCCGGCCACUGAACCCGUCUCUGCUCCGGACCUCACCACACCUGAACGCCAAAUCAGAACACAUUCACUGAGCAGUAAACAGAAGAAGACUCCUUUGAGCCUGCAGGAUUUCCGACUAAUAGCUGUUCUUGGCAGAGGGCAUUUUGGAAAGGUGCUGUUGGCAGAAUACAAGAAGUCAGGCAAUAUGUACGCCAUUAAAGCCCUGAAGAAAGGAGACAUUGUGGCCAGAGAUGAAGUAGAAAGUUUGAUGUGUGAGAAGCGCAUUUUCGAGACGGUUAACAGUGCGCAGCACCCCUUCCUCGUGAACCUGUUUGCGUGUUUCCAGACCCCAGAACAUGUGUGUUUUGUCAUGGAGUACACGGCAGGUGGCGAUCUAAUGAUGCACAUACACGCAGACGUCUUCACCGAGCCACGGGCUGUGUUCUAUGCUGCUUGUGUAGUUUUAGGGCUUCAAUUUUUACAUGACAACAAGAUUGUGUACCGAGAUCUUAAAUUGGACAACUUGCUGCUUGACACAGAGGGUUACGUGAAGAUCGCCGACUUUGGAUUGUGUAAAGAAGGUAUGGGUUUUGGGGACCGUACCAGUACGUUCUGUGGGACUCCAGAGUUUCUGGCUCCAGAGGUUCUAACAGACACGUCGUACACGCGGGCCGUGGACUGGUGGGGACUCGGAGUGCUUAUAUACGAGAUGUUGGUGGGAGAGUCUCCGUUUCCAGGUGAUGAUGAAGAGGAGGUUUUUGACAGCAUAGUGAAUGAUGAAGUUCGUUAUCCACGGUUCCUUUCCUCAGAGGCCAUUGGCAUCUUGAGGAGGUUACUAAGGAGAAAUCCAGAAAGACGACUGGGUUCCAGUGAGAAAGAUGCAGAGGAUGUAAAGAAACAGCCUUUCUUCAGGAAUAUGGACUGGGAGGCUCUUCUCCUCCGUAAACUCCCUCCUCCCUUCCUUCCGACUAUCGGAAACAAAGAAGACGUCAGCAACUUCGAUGAGGAAUUCACAACAGAAGCGCUGGCUCUCACGCCGCCUCGUGAACCCCGGGUGCUCUCGCGCAAGGAUCAGGACAGCUUCCAUGAUUUUGACUAUGUCUCUGACCUCUGCUGAGAGCGUCUUCACUGUGAUAGUGCUGUAGAGAGACCUUUCUGCUCCAUGACUCAACGACGACGAGGACGAGGGCGGCCAAUCUGAGUGUUUCGCGUGAAUUAUGAAUGUGCUGGAACUGUGAACACUGUGAUGGAAGAAAGAGGAGGCCAAAAAAACGUUCGAAUCGGAUUAACAACAGAAAGCUUGUUUCUUGCCAGCAGGUUUAAAAGUGCAUUUGAUCAUUUUUUUGCGCUUCAACUCAGACUGACACCUAGAGGUUUGGAUGAAGCAUCACACUAAAGUGGUGAGUUACUGAUGCAAUCGUAGAAAAGCAUUAUUCACAGUCAGCCAUAGGGCCUUUCGCACCGCGGGAACCUUUUCAUAGUACCAGAACUAAUUACAAACUACCCACUU
Molecule: messenger RNA, 3806 nt
Organism: Sinocyclocheilus rhinocerous
Lineage: Eukaryota; Metazoa; Chordata; Actinopteri; Cypriniformes; Cyprinidae
Gene: pkn1a
Product: protein kinase N1a
Exons: 22
Coding region: 615-3413 (932 amino acids)
Biological process (GO): signal transduction; protein phosphorylation
Molecular function (GO): small GTPase binding; ATP binding; protein serine/threonine kinase activity
Source: RefSeq, a predicted model, not a curated record